AUGAUCCCUAUGAACGAAGUGAUCACCUUGGCGCCACCAGAUGCUCGUGCCUCUCCUGCCACACAAGCGCAGCAGGCUGCGCAACCGUCUGCUCCUGGUAUGCAAGUGGACAGGGAAGAAAUUCUACAAUGGAUUCUGGAUUUGAAAGAUAGCAACAAACGGGAAAAUGCUCUUCUCGAACUGAGUAAGAAAAGAGAUAGUGUGCCUGAGCUCCCUAUCUGGUUGUGGUAUUCAUUUGGUACCAUGGCAGCUCUUCUGCAAGAGGUAGCCAGCUUCAUGCAGUUU
Molecule: messenger RNA, 285 nt
Organism: Cooperia oncophora
Lineage: Eukaryota; Metazoa; Nematoda; Chromadorea; Rhabditida; Trichostrongylidae
Source: the annotation of a GenBank genome assembly